Pseudo-nitzschia multistriata is the source of this 1210-nucleotide messenger RNA. The record is from the annotation of a GenBank genome assembly. NCBI's taxonomy places the organism in Eukaryota, Bacillariophyta, Bacillariophyceae, Bacillariales, Bacillariaceae.
GGCAGCCGCCGCAACGGCCGCUGUUUGUGUGUGUGUGUGCGUGCCUGGGCUUGGUUUCCAAUGCAGUGCGCAAUACAAUACAAUGCAAUACAAGCACAAUGCAAUACAAUGCCAGCGAAACAAAAGAAGAAUUGGCCUACGGUAGCACUGCCGACAAGCCACUGACCGAGAAGAGCGCCAUCGGCAGGGCCGCGGCCAGCAAGAAUGCUUCCGUCCCAAGGAACAACAACAACAACAACAACAACAACAACAACACGAGCGAAACUAGUAGUAGCAAGACGUCACCAGCAGAUAAGACUAGAUACGCGAUGAACCUGGUCGUGCUUCUUGCCCAGGCCUUCCUUUCCAAAACCUAGACUGCUUGCAAUGGUAUGCUACGAACGUUUCCAAAUCACAGGACCAGAAAUCUGUACAGGGCACGUCACGUCACGUCAAAUAAAAAAGAAUUCUUAUACCAAAGCAAAAGGCACACAAAGGCACCCGGCAUCGAAAUCCACACGGAUCGUUCCUUCGUCGUCUUCCACACCGCCCAAGAAUCGCAUCGUGCAUGCGUUCGAUGGACGGGUCCGUCUGCCGGGACCCAAGCCGGUGUGGCAUCGCGUCGCGUCGCAUCGCUACGGCUUGACGGGGCGGUCGCGCAUCAGGGCGUCGUGGAGCAGGACCAGGCCUUCGCCUCCCAGAAUCGCCGCCAUCGUCCAGAAGGAAGCCCCGGCGGCCUUGGCCUUCUCCUCCUCCUCCCCGCUCACGAGGAGAAUCGAGCCCGCCACCUGCGAUGCCCCCAGGGCCAGAAACAGGUUUUGCCUCAAAAAGGUCCCCUUGUGCGCGUGGGUGAAGAGAACCGCGAGUUUCGCGGCCGCAAGGACCAAGAGAUUCACGCCCGACAGUUUGGAGUAGGCCUUCUGGCCCGGAACGAGCUCGUCCGGAUUUUUGGUUCCCCAGAAGUAGGCCUGGAGGUCGUGCUCUUUUGGGAGGAACGGAAUCUUGGCACCCGGGGCAAAGAGGUUCCGGAGGCCCAGCACCAACAAGGUGGUCGAGGCAGCACCAGAAAUGAUCUUGACGUGCGGGGGCGGUGUCAUGGUUGUCUUUUUUCUUCAGUCGAACGAAAAGCAAAAAAAGUACCGUAGUAUCGAUUAUUAGCGGGUAAUCCGGAGAGCACAGAGUCCGCUGCUUCAAGGAUAUUUGUUGUGAACAAUGAACGCUGUGACUUACG